This is a messenger RNA of Pichia membranifaciens NRRL Y-2026, 2363 nucleotides long. RefSeq lists its product as hypothetical. The transcript has a single exon. Gene Ontology annotation, molecular function: protein binding. The coding region runs from base 51 to 2177 and encodes 708 amino acids. The record is from RefSeq and is a predicted model, not a curated record. Lineage: Eukaryota; Fungi; Ascomycota; Pichiomycetes; Pichiales; Pichiaceae.
CAGUCACACUGGAGUGGAGAGUAAUUUUACCACCAAUAGAUACCAUUGGCAUGUUGGAUGAGUCCCAGCUGUCGCCGCCACUUUCUAUCAAUCUUGUCGUACAGCAUCUCGAAACGUUACUUUCCGUCCCGAUAGCAUUGCACCCUCCAUCUUCCUUUUCAUACGCUCCAGCAAAUGAUACAUCGACACUAUCAUGUGGUUGUUUAGUCUCUGAAGCUUUGCUUAAAACUUUGAGGUCCGAAGAGAAAAAAUUUGAUGACGAUGUAAGUCCAGAGAAGAUUACAUGUCCUAUUUGCAGAACUAACAACGUUUGGCUGAUCGGUCCUUGCAUCAACAUGCGGAAUCUUGUAAAUUACUUCAGAAAGUUGAGACAUGAAAUAUCGAGCGGAAAGUCAGCAGAUUCAGGCUUUUCCUGUACAUCUACAACUAAUUCAAGUUUGUCAAAAGAACUGGACUUUCUACAGCGGGAAAAGUCAGACGAUAAUGAGCUAAAUGUUGACCUUCCAUCCAUGUUCUCUAAGUUGAAUACCGAUGGCCCUAAAAGAAGACAGAUACCAUCUAUGAGUUCGGGUUCUCAGACCAAUCUUUCUUUUCUGACGGCCUUCCAUGAGGUGCUGGUUGAAAUUCAGAAUCCUUCUUCUGUAGAAUCAAACGAGAUUUCCAAAUCGCCUAAUUAUAGUGCGAAGCAUUCGCCACAAGACCAUUAUCUAGAGGAUUCCGUGCAAUUAAACGACAGCAUUCCCCAUAAAGAGCCUACAGGAUACAUUAGCUCUCAUUCUCCAACAAAUAUCUCCGCUAUUUCGUCAUUGGGCUCGAUUCAACGACAACGAUCUAGACAAUCCUCGUUUCAAAAUACUUCGAAUUUGACCAAGUUGAUGUCCUCUAAUAGCACUAGUUCAGGGAAUCAACAUAAAACUCAUCCUAAUAAAGAAAUACUUCUAUCUAAAAAUUUUCCCUUUUUUCGAAGGGUAUACACUUUCAACACUCAUAACUCCAACUUUCUUCUAAAAACAAAAUCUUAUCUACAAACCCAGUUAUCACCAAAGUUGACCAAAUUGGCCUUGUUAAGUGAAAAAAAGUGGGAGGUAUAUAAGAUAGAUACGGAGAGGCCAGAUAAACCUCCUAAACUCUUUUGUUGUGGUAGGUCAGAUGGCUCCUAUGGAUCUUCCCCGGAUCACAUGAAAAGCGUUUCUAGAGAUCAGAUCAUCACAAAUUCGAAUAUAACAGAAAAUGUAAAUGAAACCAUGAAUUUAUUGGAAAAUUGGGAGCAUUUAUAUUGUCAAAUCACUGAAAAUUUACUCAUUAUAUCAGGAACCAGGGGAUUUUUAAGAAUAAUUGACCUUACACAGAGCGGACGGUGUUUAUACACUUAUCAGUGCAAUUUUCCUAUACGUUGCUUGGAUGUCUCUAUGAACGAUGGAUUUAUAGCUUUGGGAAUAACUGGCAAAGAUAAAUAUACACAAGUAGAGCAAGCCGUGAUUAUAAUCAUUAAACUGAUACCUGAAACUGCACGUUCCCCAUUUCAAAUUCUGACAUACCCGUUUUCUUUGCCUUAUAGAGAUCCCAUCAAUCUUUUGAAAUUUUCAUCGGAUUCAACUUUACUGUCUGUUGCAACUGCGCUUGAGUCUAGAUUCUUGGUAAUCAGCCUAGUAGACCCAUCAAGGCCUACAUUGGUUAUGAAAUCCCAGCGCAGACUAGACACGUCAUUGGAUAGUGAAGGUAUUACGGAUAUGUCAUUUUUCCCUGACAAUCGCUUGAUGACCAUAACUUCGUUGUCUCAUAAUUCAGAGCCAAUCAUCAUAGAUACUAAUAUUUCUUCUAUUUCUGGCCCCGAUGGUAUAGCAAAGCCAAAGUUGCUAAUGAAAAUAGAUGAGGUGGGCUCUGUCAUUCAUAAAUGUUGCGUAUCGCCCAGAGGUGAUAGCGUUGCUUAUAUCAAUAGAAAUGGUAAUGUUUACAUUAUGACUACCCCGAGAAUGGAUGAUAAUGACAAUAAAAAAAUUGCUUGCGUGCUAGAGGUUUCCAAUGCCUUUAGGGCCAAGGAAGCUGCGUCUGUAAGAUUUGACUCAGAUGGUUACAAGUUAUAUGUUCUUGAUAGAAAAGGAGUCCUUUCCAUUGCCGAUUUCACUGCUGGAACAGUUGAAGAUCACACAGUCACGAGAUGUAAAAUUAUCACAUAACCCAAGGUUCAGAGUGAACCAGAAGAAACUAAAGAAGGCUAAUGAAGCUUUGCUUCGAAGUUGUGAGUGUGGCUUGUUGCCCCUGAUUUGCGCUACUUGAUGAAGUUUAUACCGUUGAACAUCAGUAACUAUGUACUUUAAAAAUAUAUAAACCUAAAUCCGAUAUUAUAAUGAGCAUAGGGCAUU